ACCGCGGCAUGGCUGCGGCGGCCCGGCGGGAAGUGGCCGCUGCGGCGCUCCGUAGCUCGGCCAAACCCCGUGACGGCUCCGCGCCCGCCGCGGUACGGCGAGCCGGCGGGGUCAAACCGUGCACGCCCCUCUCGCGAGACGGCGGCGCUGGGGCGGGCGCACGUGCGCGCGCGGUGAGGGACCGGGACCCGCCGCGGCCCGAGGGGCCUCCGGCCUGUGACAUGGCCACAGAGGUGGCAGAGCCGGUGGUCCCUGACUGCAGAGGGGACGGCAGGAGCGGUGCCCGGUCAGACGCCGAUUACCCGCUGCGGGUCCUCUACUGCGGAGUCUGUUCGUUGCCAACAGAGUACUGUGAAUACAUGCCUGAUGUGACUAAAUGCAGACAAUGGUUAGAAAAGAAUUUUCCAGAUGAGUUUGCAAAACUUACAGUAGAAAAUUCACCUAAACAGGAAGCUGGGGUUGGAGAAGGCCAAGGAAAUGUGGGAGGAGGAGAAGAAGAGGAGAAGAAGAAACAAAAGAGAGGUGGAAGAGGUCAGAUAAAACAGAAGAAGAAGACUGUGCCACAGAAAGUUACGAUAGCUAAAAUUCCCAGAGCAAAGAAAAAAUAUGUCACAAGAGUGUGUGGCCUCGCCACGUUUGAAAUUGAUCUUAAGGAAGCACAAAGGUUUUUUGCUCAGAAAUUUUCCUGCGGUGCCUCAGUAACAGGAGAAGAUGAAAUCAUCAUUCAGGGGGACUUUACAGAUGACAUUAUUGAUGUAAUCCAGGAGAAGUGGCCUGAGGUGGAUGAUGACAGCAUUGAAGAUCUUGGAGAAGUCAAGAAGUGAUAGUGGAAGACUACCUUUAUUUAAUUAUAUGGUUAUAAAUGAUAUAGCAAAAGUGAGGCUUCUAAAUCCAUUUGCUCUGCAGUGAAACUGUGGAGAACCCGUAUCCUUGGCAUUCUCACUGUUCUGUAUAGGCUACUUGGGGGGUUUUUGUUUGUUUGUUUUGGGGUGGUUUUUUUGUGAUAUUUGCCAAAGUUAAAUUAGGGUUCUACCAUGCUUACGCAUGAAGUAGAUUUAAAUAAAAUUACUGUUCCUCACUGAA
Molecule: messenger RNA, 1083 nt
Organism: Prinia subflava (tawny-flanked prinia)
Lineage: Eukaryota; Metazoa; Chordata; Aves; Passeriformes; Cisticolidae
Gene: DENR
Product: density regulated re-initiation and release factor
Exons: 8
Coding region: 9-824 (271 amino acids)
Biological process (GO): formation of translation preinitiation complex; translation reinitiation
Molecular function (GO): mRNA binding; translation initiation factor activity
Source: RefSeq, a predicted model, not a curated record